AUGUAUAGAGCAAUUUCUAGAUCAUCAUCAGGUCUUAUUCGUCAAGCAACUACAAGAGUGACCAGACAGUUAUCCACUACAAGAACCAGACCAAGCAAUCACACCUCAAGAUUACUACUUGGAGUCGUAGGUACUGGAGCUUUAGCUUUUGGCUACUUUUCACAACAAUCAAGUUUAAUCCAAAAUGCAUCCACUGCUGAUAACAUCGAAAAAGCUUUUCAAGAAGGUGAUGCUGUUGCGAAAGAGGCACAAGAAUCAUUAGAUUCAAGACAAGAAAAAGUGGUCACAGAAAAUGAAGAGAAAACGAAAAAAGCCAAAGAUACAAAAUCUUCUGAGUCCAAGACAAGUGUUGAUGACAAGAAAGCCAACUCGCAAAGUGAUGGACAACCUGAAGGUGAAGGUGAAGGUAAACAAGAAGCUGCAUUCAAUCCAGAUACUGGUGAAAUCAAUUGGGACUGUCCUUGUUUAGGAGGUAUGGCCCAUGGUCCUUGUGGCGAAGAAUUCAAGGAAGCCUUUUCCUGUUUUGUAUUUUCAGAAACCGAACCAAAAGGAAUUGAUUGUAUCAAGAAAUUUGAAAACAUGAGAUCUUGUUUCAAGAGAUAUCCUGAACAUUAUAAGGACGAAUUGUAUGAUGAUGGUGAAGAGGAAGCAAGCACUGAGGUUGUCGAACAUGUUGUUCUUGAGACUACUGAACCUGCAAUUGAACAAAUUGAACAAGGAAUCAACGAAGACAAGAUUAAACCAAACACUAAAUCUGAUUAG
Messenger RNA from Candida dubliniensis CD36, 762 nucleotides. It is a transcript of the gene MIA40, whose product is annotated as Mia40p. The record is from RefSeq and is a predicted model, not a curated record. Gene Ontology annotation, molecular function: protein-disulfide reductase activity. Bases 1 to 762 code for a protein of 253 amino acids. Lineage: Eukaryota; Fungi; Ascomycota; Pichiomycetes; Serinales; Debaryomycetaceae. Gene Ontology annotation, cellular component: mitochondrial intermembrane space. The transcript has a single exon. Gene Ontology annotation, biological process: protein import into mitochondrial intermembrane space.